Molecule: messenger RNA, 381 nt
Organism: Notodromas monacha
Lineage: Eukaryota; Metazoa; Arthropoda; Ostracoda; Podocopida; Cyprididae
Source: the annotation of a GenBank genome assembly
AUGAUGGGGUUGAAUGGAAGGCCGGGGGACGUUUGCGUGAAGCGACCACCGAAUCUUAGUGUGACCUCUCCCGGAUUCAUGUCGGAAGCCACGACGUUCUUGGAUCGGAUGCGCAAGCUGACGAAUCAGAUGACGAAAGUGGAGGAGGUUAUUCCAGUCAAGGAGACUCUUGCUGAUGAUGUUACGCUUCGCUAUGCCCGAACGACCACCUACACGUGUGGUGCCCCGCAAUUUGACCCUAAACGGUUGCCAGGCCUUUGUCACAGAGAGUCGGAUCACGGCCGAGAAGAAAGUCCGUCGCCUGUGUCGCACGAACCAGGCUCGGUUCUCGUCAGUUGGCGCGACGAAUUGGUCGACGUCGCCGAAGUUGAGCUCCCUUGA